AUGUGUCACCCGGUAUAUAUAUAUAUAUAUCGAUUUGUAAUUAUUACAGGCAUACGUGCUAAUAAUCAACCAUCAACAAUUGAAGGAUUAUUUGGUAAUGGUUAUGAUCUUGUUGAAUAUUUCAUGCGUGAUGCAAAUUCAAAAAUGUCAGCUUAUAUGAAAGAACAAGGACAGAAAGGAAAUAUGCAAGGAAUUCGUUUACUUAUUGAAGGUCUUAAAUAUCGACUUGGUCUUGUUAUACCUUAUUCUAAUACAUGGAAUCAGGCAUUAGCACAAGGUGCAUUGCCUCAAAAUGCAGUGCGUAGUUGGAAAAAAUUAUUAGAUUUGUCAAGUGAAGCUUGGCAUGGUAUUGGUGACACAUCGACAGAUAUAAAUUGGUAUUCAAAAAGACUUGUACUUGCUGCUAUUUAUCAAAGUGCAGAAAUUUACAUGAUUCAAGAUCAAUCUCAAAAUAAAACGGAUACAAUGAACUUUUUAGAAAGACGUUUAAAUGAUUUUAAAACGCUUGGUUCAUUUCGAGAUACGGUAUCAAACUCUCUAUCGGAUACAACCCAAAUAGCCACUGGAAUUUUUUCAGUGAUUCGUAAUUUAACUUCUCGUCGUUAA
Rotaria sp. Silwood2 is the source of this 606-nucleotide messenger RNA. NCBI's taxonomy places the organism in Eukaryota, Metazoa, Rotifera, Eurotatoria, Philodinida, Philodinidae. The record is from the annotation of a GenBank genome assembly.